AAGCAGUUCCGGUUCGGAUUCCAGUGGCUGCGGGAGCGGCAGAGACUAGCCCAAGCGAUGCCUGCGCGCAGCCGCCACCGCCCCCGCCUCCACUCCGGCUCGCCUCCCCGGCCUCCGCCUCCGCCGCUCGAGGCGCUUCACUCUGGCCAGGCCCGGAGGGCCGGUGAUUGCGACGGCGGUUCGGACGCCGACUCGGAGGUGGGUCGGGGAAGCCCGACUCGGACCGCGGAGGCAGUGGAGGAGGAAAUGGCUGUUCCUAAUCACCUCUGUAUUCGUCGCUGGACUACCAAGCAUGUAGCUGUUUGGCUAAAGGAUGAAGGCUUUUUUGAAUAUGUGGACAUUUUAUGUAAUAAGCAUCGACUUGAUGGAAUCACAUUAUUAACAUUGACUGAAUAUGAUCUCCGGUCUCCUCCUCUGGAAAUCAAAAUCUUAGGGGAUAUUAAAAGGUUAAUGCUUUCAGUCCGAAAAUUGCAGAAAAUACAUGUCGAUGUUUUAGAAGAGAUGAGAUACAACAGUGACAGUCCCAUGGGUUCCAUGACACCUUUCAUCAGUGCUCUUCAGAGCGCAGAGUGGCUCUGUAAUGGGGAGCCUGCACAUGACUGUGAUGGACCCAUCACUGAUUUGAAUUCUGAACAGUACCAGUACAUGAAUGGUAAAAACAAACAUUCUAUUCGAAGAUUGGACCCAGAGUACUGGAAGACCAUAUUGAGUUGUAUAUAUGUUUUUAUAGUAUUUGGGUUUACAUCUUUCAUUAUGGUUAUAGUCCAUGAGCGAGUGCCUGAUAUGCAGACCUACCCACCACUCCCAGAUAUCUUCUUAGACAGUGUUCCUAGAAUCCCAUGGGCCUUUGCCAUGACAGAAGUAUGUGGCAUGAUUUUGUGCUAUAUUUGGCUCCUGGUUCUUCUUCUUCACAAACACAGGUCAAUACUUCUCCGAAGGCUCUGUAGUCUGAUGGGCACUGUAUUCUUGCUUCGCUGCUUUACCAUGUUUGUGACCUCCCUGUCCGUGCCAGGACAGCACCUGCAGUGUACUGGAAAGAUAUAUGGCAGUGUGUGGGAGAAACUGCGCCGGGCCUUUGCCAUUUGGAGUGGCUUUGGUAUGACCCUAACUGGUGUUCAUACUUGUGGAGAUUACAUGUUCAGUGGCCACACAGUCGUCCUAACUAUGCUGAAUUUCUUUGUCACUGAAUAUACACCAAGAAGCUGGAAUUUCUUGCACACUUUAUCCUGGGUUCUCAACCUCUUUGGAAUCUUCUUCAUUUUGGCUGCUCAUGAACAUUACUCCAUUGAUGUGUUUAUUGCCUUUUAUAUCACGACAAGACUCUUUUUGUACUACCAUACUCUAGCCAAUACUAGAGCAUAUCAGCAGAGUAGGAGAGCAAGAAUUUGGUUUCCCAUGUUUUCUUUUUUUGAAUGUAAUGUGAAUGGUACCGUACCUAAUGAAUAUUGUUGGCCAUUUUCAAAACCAGCAAUAAUGAAAAGAUUAAUUGGAUAAAGUCUAUCUUUGUAAUGGGUUCGUGAUUAAAUAUACAGUAGUUGUUGAAAGUGAAUAACUUUGCUUUCUCCCCCUAAGCUGUUCCUGGAUGCCUUGCUUUUUGGCUUAUAUGUUGACAAAGUGAAGUUCCAUGUUCUUAGCAAGGCUGUGAUUGUAGAACUCAAGGAAGAGCAAUUGAGUCCUUACAUCUCCGUUUGAAUAGGAAGCUUAAGUAGAUGUUACUGACCCUUCUCUUUUGGCAGACUUAAUGUUGUAAUUGAAGUCAGGCUGUUACCCUCACCUGUUGAGUACUUGCUUAUUGAACUUAAGCAAUUUGCUGAUUGACAGUGUUUUUGUUUUGUU
Zalophus californianus (California sea lion) is the source of this 1836-nucleotide messenger RNA. RefSeq names its product sterile alpha motif domain containing 8 (gene SAMD8). The transcript is spliced from 6 exons. The coding region runs from base 58 to 1494 and encodes 478 amino acids. The record is from RefSeq and is a predicted model, not a curated record. Gene Ontology annotation, cellular component: endoplasmic reticulum membrane; Golgi membrane. Gene Ontology annotation, molecular function: sphingomyelin synthase activity; protein binding; ceramide cholinephosphotransferase activity. Lineage: Eukaryota; Metazoa; Chordata; Mammalia; Carnivora; Otariidae. Gene Ontology annotation, biological process: ceramide biosynthetic process.